Camponotus floridanus (Florida carpenter ant) is the source of this 840-nucleotide messenger RNA. Its product is annotated as armadillo repeat-containing protein 7. Gene Ontology annotation, molecular function: protein binding. The record is from RefSeq and is a predicted model, not a curated record. Lineage: Eukaryota; Metazoa; Arthropoda; Insecta; Hymenoptera; Formicidae. The transcript has 4 exons. The coding region runs from base 267 to 821 and encodes 184 amino acids.
CUAUACGAAAUCCAAAUUCUAAAAAAGCGACUAUAUUCAAUUACUAUUAAAAAAAAAUGAAAUGCAUAAAUAAAGUCUGAUCCCCAAUUAUAAGUUUAUAAUAAAAUUUUUGUCACAUAAAGUUAUAUUGCAGGUUAUUAACUGUUUAGCAAUAUGCAUAUGUUUAUAUCAUGAUAAAACCUAACCAUACAGUAUAAUAUUCGACAAGUGCAUACUAUUGACUGUAAGAAAAAAUAGAGAAAUAAGUUUUAUAUAUUGCGACUUCAAUGUUCUCAACUAAGGCACGAUUAAUACAACGCACAGGCAAGAAUGGUGUCGGACGUUAUGAUUUCUUAAAACUUUUAGCCACAGAGUACAAAACAACUAAAUCUAAAGACGCAAAGGAGCAAGUAUUGUCAAAUUUGGCGAAUUUUGCUUAUGAUCCUAUAAAUUAUGGAUAUAUGAGACAAUUACAAAUAAUUGAUAUAUUUCUUGAUAGUUUGUCUGAAAACAAUCCAAAAUUGGUACAGUUUGCUAUUGGUGGUAUAUGCAAUUUGUGCUUAGAUGCUAUAAAUAAGAUUUAUAUCUUACGCAAUCGAGGUGUUGAAUUAAUAUCAUCGUUACUUUCUUCUAGAGAUGAAGAUAUCGUGCUUUCGGCCAUUUCUACCUUGAUGUUUUUGAUCACUUCUGAAUCAAGGAAUGAAAUAACAUCAGCCGAAAUAAUUAAAUGCAUGUUAGAAUUUUCAUAUGAUACUAAUAUCCGUAUUAAAAAUUUAGCAAUCAUAUUUCUAAGUGAUUAUUGCGAAGCAAGUGAAGUGGAAAAGAUAAAAGCUGAAGGAUAAUAAUUAAUUUCCAAUAAGG